This is a messenger RNA of Penicillium diatomitis, 612 nucleotides long. Its product is annotated as mitochondrial 54S ribosomal protein mL58. Gene Ontology annotation, cellular component: mitochondrial large ribosomal subunit. Gene Ontology annotation, molecular function: structural constituent of ribosome. The coding region runs from base 1 to 612 and encodes 203 amino acids. The transcript has a single exon. The record is from RefSeq and is a predicted model, not a curated record. NCBI's taxonomy places the organism in Eukaryota, Fungi, Ascomycota, Eurotiomycetes, Eurotiales, Aspergillaceae.
AUGGCCACAUCAAUUGCGGCUUUCAAGCGGCCCUUGGUCAACUUGCCCUUCUUGCUCCCAUCAUGUUCCGACUCCCUUGCGGUAGGAUCUCGACGUUAUCAAUCUUCAUACCGACGCACAAAGCAACGUCUCCGCGUUAAGCCAGAUGCGUCCUUCGGCUCCUCACACCAAGGACGCGAUCAAAUCAUCUACAACCCGCCCUCCAGUGCCCCCUCCGUCUACCACACACCCAGCAAGUUUUUGCCCCCCAAUGAUGCCCGCAGGUCGAUGCGCAUCGAAGAUCCAGCGACCUCGGGCUCAGCUACCGCUGUUGAGCAGCUCCCCAACGUCUACCGCAGCGACCCAGAGCGAAAGUACCACUUGACCCCCAAAGAUGUCGAGGAGAUCCGCACCCUUCGCAUGAGUGAUCCCAUGACGUGGAGUCGUCACAAGCUGGCCAAGCGAUUCGAGUGCUCGCCGCUUUUUAUCGCCUUAGUCUGUGAGGCCAGUCCGGAGAAGAAGCAAAUGCAAAGGCAGGUGCUAGAGGCCGUGCAGUCACAAUGGGGACCCAAGCGGCGGAUGGCUAGAGAAGACCGGAAGUUGCGCCGGGAGGCUUGGGGUCGUGACGAGUGA